Penicillium brasilianum is the source of this 1871-nucleotide messenger RNA. NCBI's taxonomy places the organism in Eukaryota, Fungi, Ascomycota, Eurotiomycetes, Eurotiales, Aspergillaceae. The record is from the annotation of a GenBank genome assembly.
CUGUUACAGUGCGAGUGCGGGUAGAAGGAAAUAUACGCCGUAAGCGUGGGCACGGGAUCAACCACCGCCAUGAGCUCCAGGGCUUCCUCUUGCACCCUUCCCCCGUUGCUGUCAUUGCUUCUGUCUUCCGCAAUCGCCAUGGCUCCCUCCGAUAUGACGACGGAGCCUGAUAUCCGCCGGAAGGGACCACGGCUCGAGGAGGCUAUCUCAAACCCCGGCGCCGUCAAGAUCAAUGUCAAGGGCGCUUUUAUCGUCGACGACGAGCCUCGGUCACGCAGCCCCGUCGAGGCCGAAGGCGUUCACUACGAGAACAAGGAUAUUCGUCUGCCACAUCACACUGGUGUCGUAAGCCAUGUCGCCGUCGAUAUUGGAGGAUCAUUGGCGAAACUGGUCUACUUUACACGAGAGCUCGAUGCCGCUGACAAUGGUGGUCGCCUCAAUUUUAUCAAUUUCGAAACCCACCGGAUCGACAUCUGCAUCAACUUUAUUCGCCAACUCAAGGAGGAACACGAGAAGCGCAAUGGCUCCGUGCCCGAUGAAUUGUGUGUCGUGGCUACUGGAGGUGGUGCUUUCAAGUUUUACGAUAAGCUAAAAAAGGCGCUGGACGUCAAUAUUCUGCGGGAGGAGGAGAUGGAAUGCCUGAUCAUCGGUCUCGAUUUCUUCAUCACCGAAAUUCCCAACGAGGUCUUCACUUACAGCGAUACCGAUUCCGAACCGAUGCAAUUUGCCGAGGCCCGACCGGACGUUUACCCGUAUCUCCUUGUCAAUAUAGGGUCUGGUGUCUCCAUGAUCAAGGUCUCCGGCCCCAGACAGUUCGAACGUGUAGGUGGAACGCACCUUGGUGGAGGCACAUUCUGGGGAAUCAUGUCCUUGCUCACUGGCGCGCGAACCUUUGAUGACAUGCUGGCCAUGGCGGAUCGCGGGGACAAUGCCGGAGUGGAUAUGUUGGUGGGGGAUAUCUACGGCAUGGACUAUACCAAGAUUGGACUCAAGAGCACAGCUAUUGCCAGUACCUUUGGCAAGGUUUUCCGGUUGAAGAAUGCUGCUGAACGUGGUGCUGAGGACGGCGAGGGUUUGAUCCACGACGAGGAAUUCGAGCGCAGCAACGGUGGAGUCAACUUCCGACAUGAAGACAUGAGUCGGAGCCUUCUAUAUGCUAUUAGCAACAACAUCGGUCAAAUUGCCUACCUGCAGUCGGAAAAGCAUCAAGUCAAGCACAUUUAUUUUGGAGGAUCUUUCAUACGGGGCCACCGUCAGACUAUGAACACCCUUUCCUAUGCUAUCCGCUUCUGGUCCAAGGGUGAAAAGCAAGCCUAUUUCCUGCGCCACGAGGGCUACCUGGGUGCCGUCGGUGCCUUUAUCCGACGCCAGCCACAGAACUGGGGACGCAGGAAUAGUAUCGACGAGGUGGUGGCACCGCAGGCGGUCCGAAACAUCGUCAUGAAUUCUGGCUUGAACCCCGAACAGAAUGGUUCACCCAGCUCGUCAUGAUCACUGACGGGAAUUUCAUUUUCUCUAUCUCCACCUCCAGACCUGGAGGAACAAUCGAUACCCCUUGGAAUGUACACUUCAUCUGACUCGUCGAGGUUUUUGCAAACCUGGCUCUCCACACACGGGAAUCUUUACAUACCCUCUGCUCCAGUUUACAGAAGGGCCCACCUCAUUUUGAAUCGCAUGAAAAAAAAUCUUCACCAAUUAUAUUACGCUGGAGACCUCUGGCAUGGCCAGAAUAUGACAUUUAGAAGACUUUAGAAUGUUAAGAGGAUGCGAAGUUUGGUUUGCCAUCCUGCUCCUCUAUUUAUUAGUAUACUCAAUGGCAGAUCUCGCACGUGCAUUCAUGAUGCAGACUUUCUUCCAAACUUUGCAUUACC